AUGCCCUCCAUCAGGCUCGCGUCUGCUGUCGCGGCGGCCGCGCUGUUCGCCAUGGCAUCUGCCCAGGACGCAACGUCGUCGAGCGUCCUGUUCAUCCCAACGCCAACCAAAACCGUCGCUGCCAGCGCCAUGGAGACAAUGGGAUGCUUCUCCACCGGCGUUCCACUCGAGGACCACGGUAAAGGAUAUUUCACGAGUCCUGGGUCGUGUCAGCAAAUCUGCCUGGGACUGGAUAAGAAUGUGCUCGGUCUGUCCGAUGGCGACCACUGCUGGUGCGGAGAUGCAUUCCCACCGGAGAACUCACAGGUCGAUAACUCGACUUGCUCUACGACAUGUGCCGGAACUAGCGAAGAAAUCUGUGGAGGAGACGGCGCGUUAUGGGUCAUGACGACUGGGAACACGCGUAAUAAGGUCAACUACUUCGACCCCGCGAAACUAAGCUCCUCGGCUACACCAUCAUCGAAGGCGACUGCCGCGCCGACGGCGGGAGGGGCCAACACCGUCGUCGUCACCUCGACCGACGUUCCAUCAGACACUGCCAAAAGCAGUAGUCCCAACAAGGCCGGCAUCGCUGCCGGGGUCGUGGUCGGUGUCGUAGCGCUUGCUGCCAUCAUUGGCGGCGUCUUCUUCUAUCUGCGCCAGAAGAGGAGACGGGAGGUCGAGGAGGAGUACCGUCGUCAGGCGGCCGUCAACUCGUUCGUCUCGGGCGGCAAGCUACACACCAGCAACUCGUCCAUGACGGACUCGCGCCUGGAUCCCGACUUUCUCGCCAGGAGGCAGAGCAAUGGCAGCAUUGCAGACAACGAGGACUAUUCGAGACGGAUAUUGAAGGUUACCAAUGCAUGA
Molecule: messenger RNA, 846 nt
Organism: Trematosphaeria pertusa
Lineage: Eukaryota; Fungi; Ascomycota; Dothideomycetes; Pleosporales; Trematosphaeriaceae
Exons: 3
Coding region: 1-846 (281 amino acids)
Source: RefSeq, a predicted model, not a curated record